GAGGGCGAGACACUUGGUGCGUACGGAGAAUGGGUUCCGGUCGACAAAACUGCAGAAAAAGCUCCCGCCGGCUCCAGAAAGGCCCUGACCGCUGUUCCCAUAGCAACGGCCGGCUCAUCGUCAGGUGAGACGGCGACGGCGGCGGCGGGGUCGGCAGAGGCUGCCGAACAGCCGGCGUCUGUGCCAGAUAAUGACAGCGUGUUUCCUGACCCGCUGCAGCAGCCAGUAGAUAUCUCUCAGGCUGUAACGGAGAGAAUCAAAGCUCAGAGGCGAUUGGCUGAGAACCCCUAUGAUGUCAGUGCCAUCUGCAUGCUCAGCCGUGCACAAGAGCAGGUGGACGCGUGGGCCCAGUCCAACACAGUUCCCGGCCUGUUUACUGGUUCCACUGGAGCCCAGGUCCUCAGCUCCGAGGAGCUGUCCACCAGCGGACCGCAAGCAUGGCUGAAGAAG
Plectropomus leopardus (leopard coralgrouper) is the source of this 450-nucleotide messenger RNA. NCBI's taxonomy places the organism in Eukaryota, Metazoa, Chordata, Actinopteri, Perciformes, Serranidae. The record is from RefSeq and is a predicted model, not a curated record.